AUGAAUUUUCUCGAAUUUUCAAUAUUUCAUUUCAGCGAUGCUUAUAAUUUGGCGACAUUAGGAGUCACUGAGGGCGAUUGGAUAAUAUUAGGUAAUAAUACUCUUGAAAAUUUCCAAAUUGAUCUCGCUAAAAUGGUUUUUCAUCGAAUCAAGGACCAUAAAACGCUUCAAUUAAUAUCAGCGAUUGAAGAAAUGCAACAAAAUGGAGAAAGUGAAGAAAUAAUAUUGGCUUCAAUAUAUGCCUAUCAAGGAAGAUUCAAGGAAGCAGCUAUUCUAUUUCAAAAAAUUGGCUUAGAGCAAAAAACAUUAGAGAUAUUCACAGAAUUAAAAAUGUUUGAUCAAGCACAGGAAUUGCUAUCAUCUGCCUCUGACGAAAUGCGAAAGGCAUUAAUAAGAAGACGUGCUGACUGGGCGCAAGUUUCAAAUGACCCUCGACUCGCAGUUGAAAUGUAUGUAGCCUCAGGAGAUUAUGUUAAAGCAGUCAAACUAAUGAUUGAAAAUCAAUGGACAGAUAUGUUAAUGAAUUUAAUGCAUCGAAUAAAUCGGAGUGAUGUGGACAUAUUGCGUGAAAUUGGAUUUUAUAUGGCUGAAAAAAAGGAAUAUACCGUAGCGACACAAGUUUUCCGUUCUAUAAAUGACAUACGAUCUCUAUUGAAAAUGCACGUUAACGUUGGACAGUGGGAUGAUGCAUUCGCUAUCGUAACACGAUACCCAAAUUAUCAUAAAGAUGUAUAUUUGCCUUAUGCACAAUGGUUGGCUGAAAAUGAUCGCUUUGAGGAGGCGCAGAAAGCAUAUCAUAUGGCUGGUGAAGAAGUGGAAGCUUUGCGGGUUUUAGAACAACUGACGCAGAAUGCUAUUAAAGAAAAUCGUUUUCUUGACGUUGGUUAUUAUUACUGGAUGCUUAGUAAACAAUGCUUGGAUAGAAGCACAACCGACGUAAAUCUACUGCAAAAGUUUUACGAAUAUAAACUGAAAGCUGAUUGCUAUUACGCUUAUGAUGCUAUAUUCAAGUAUCUUGUAGAACCAUUUAUGAGCCACACUCCUGAGACACUUGUUCCUACACAUUUGGAAAACGAUAUCGCAAUAGCAACACUGUUAAUACGAAGCAAACCAUUUAUAGAUACUGAAGAAUUCUUACCAAUGUGCUACAGAUGUGGUACUUCAAAUCCAUCGACAGAAGUAUUACCAGUAAUGGAAUUCAAGAUUUCUGAAGACAUCGACAUAGAAGAAGCUAAAAGACUUAUAAAUUCUGAACCACCACUUAAUCGAAGCGAAGAACCAUUUAAAAAACAGCUACAAAUGAGAAAAGGAUCGUUAGUUGCGGAUAGGGAAAUGCUAAUUGGUUUAGAACGACUUCAAGUAAUUAUUGCUGAGUGGAAUGAACCAUUAAAAGCACAGUUUUAUUAUAAUUUUAUACCUGAAAUAUCUAUAUCGAAAUGUAAUUUUUGUCACCAUAUGUUUCAUGCAGAUGAUUUCGAAAUGGCAUGUCUUACUACAGGUGGUUGUCCCUUGUGCCGAAAUGCUCCUAAAAAACAUGAUUAUCCUGAAUUCUUGGAUGAUGACUGA
This is a messenger RNA of Dracunculus medinensis (Guinea worm), 1566 nucleotides long. Lineage: Eukaryota; Metazoa; Nematoda; Chromadorea; Rhabditida; Dracunculidae. The record is from the annotation of a GenBank genome assembly.